Molecule: messenger RNA, 564 nt
Organism: Naegleria lovaniensis
Lineage: Eukaryota; Heterolobosea; Eutetramitea; Acrasida; Naegleriidae
Exons: 2
Coding region: 1-564 (187 amino acids)
Biological process (GO): intracellular protein transport; retrograde transport, endosome to Golgi
Cellular component (GO): retromer complex; endosome
Source: RefSeq, a predicted model, not a curated record
AUGGUGCUCGUCCUAGUCAUUGGAGACCUCCACAUUCCUCAUCGGGCCAGUGAUCUUCCCGAACAAUUUAAAGCCCUACUCGUUCCUGGCAGAAUUCAACACAUUCUCUGCACUGGUAAUUUAUGUUCUAAAGAAACUUAUGAAUAUUUGAAAACUAUUGCUCCCGAUGUUCAUAUUGUGAAGGGAGAGUUCGAUGAAAAGAUUAAGGGCGUUCCUCCAGCUAAGGAAUUUGAGGUUGUGGAAAUUGGACAAGUUAAGAUUGGUCUCAUUCAUGGACAUCAAGUUGUGCCUUGGAAUGAUAAAGAGUCAUUGGCCAUGUGGCAAAGAAAGUUGGACGUGCAACUCUUAGUGUCUGGACAUACUCAUGAGCAUAAAACAUUUGAAUAUCAAGGAAAGUAUUUUGUAAACCCAGGAAGUGCAACUGGAGCUUUUUCUCCACUCACAGAGAAUGUGAUACCAACAUUUGUAUUGAUGGAUAUUCAAGGAUCGAAUGUUGUGAAUUAUAUUUAUCAAUUGGAAGAUGACGAAGUCAGAGUGAAAAAGAAGGAAUUCCAAAUUCAAUAA